This is a messenger RNA of Juglans microcarpa x Juglans regia, 1825 nucleotides long. Its product is annotated as probable amidase At4g34880. The record is from RefSeq and is a predicted model, not a curated record. NCBI's taxonomy places the organism in Eukaryota, Viridiplantae, Streptophyta, Magnoliopsida, Fagales, Juglandaceae. The transcript is spliced from 5 exons. Bases 61 to 1614 code for a protein of 517 amino acids.
AUAUUUCCUAAUUCAUUAAGAUAAAUGUAUAGAGCAUACAGAGAAAAAUAGUUAGAAGAAAUGGGUGUCCACCGUCGUCCACUACUUUCUCUCCUCUCCUCACCGUUGAUCCUUAUGUUAGUUUUCUCCGGCCUCGUCAACGCAAUCCACGGCUCACAAUUUACCAUCAUCGAAGCCACCAUCGACGAUAUCCAACGCGCCUUCUCCCGGAAAGAACUCACGUCCAGACGACUGGUUGACCUUUACCUCGACCAGAUCGCGAGGCUGAAUCCCUUGCUUCGCAGCGUGCUGGAAGUGAAUCCAGACGCUCGGGAUCAAGCGGACGAGGCCGAUCGCCAGAGGGAGGAGGCAGCCACCGGGAGCUUGGGAGAGCUGCACGGCAUUCCGGUGCUGCUCAAGGACAGCAUAGCCACCAAGGACAAGCUCAACAACACGGCUGGGUCUUACGCGCUGCUGGGAUCCAAGGUACCUGGGGACGCCGGCGUGGUCGACCGCCUGAGAAGGGCCGGGGCCUUGAUUUUAGGGAAAGCUACUCUUAUGGAGUGGUAUGGUAUUCGGUCUUUGAAGAUGCCCAAUGGCUGGUGUGCUAGAGGGGGACAAGGCGUGAAUCCAUACGUGGAAUGGGGAGACCCAUGCGGGUCAAGCAGUGGAUCCGCAAUUUCGGUGGCAGCAAACAUGGUAUCAAUAUCAGUGGGGACUGAAACAGACGGCUCCAUCAUCUGCCCAGCGGAUCACAACUCGGCUGUAGGGAUCAAACCCACCGUCGGUCUCACAAGCAGGGCCGGCGUCAUCCCAAUCUCGCCCCGUCAGGACUCAAUCGGGCCCAUCUGCAGGACGGUAACGGAUGCAGUUUAUUUGCUGGAGGCAAUUGUGGGAUUCGAUCCAAAAGACCAUGAAGCAACAAAGGCAGCUGCUAAGUUCAUACCUGCAGGUGGCUACAGUCAAUUCCUUAAGGAAGAUGGACUCCACGGAAAGAGAUUGGGAGUUGUCAGGUAUCCCUUUUUGGACUCUUAUAAUGGAUCCACUGCCAUUACCGCUUUCGAGCAUCAUCUCAACGUGCUAAGGCAAAGAGGUGCAACUAUAGUGGACAAUCUAGAAAUUGCAAAUAUUGAUAUCAUUAUGAAUCCCUAUAUAAGUGGCGAAUUAGUUCUCCUUUUAACUGAGUUCAAGCUCUCCAUAAACACCUACCUGGAAGAACUCCUCAACUCCACCGUGAGGUCAUUGUCAGAUAUCAUUGCCUUCAACUCGAAUCACCCUAUCCUGGAAAGGAUGAAAGAAUUUGGACAGGACGAGUUCAUUAAAUCAGAGAUGACUAAUGGGAUUGGAGAGGAAGAGAUAAAGGCAUACGAGAAAUUGGAAAAACUGUCGAAAUAUGGGUUUGAGAAAAUGAUGAAGGAAAAUGACUUGGAUGCAAUGGUGACGCUUGGCUCAGAUGCCGCCGUAGUGCUAGCAAUUGGAGGAUACCCAGGUAUUACUGUUCCUGGAGGGUAUGAGAGCGAUGGAAUGCCAUUUGGGAUCUGUUUCGGUGGGCUAAAGGGUACAGAACCGAAGCUAAUUGAGAUUGCUUAUGGAUUUGAACAAACCACCAGGGUACGGAGGCCACCCGAUCUCUGAUUCUCUCCUCGUCAAUGGAGUUUAGUGCUGAUCAAGAACCUCUAAGUACGCUUUCUCAGCACUACGAGUAAGAUACGGUAUUAACAUUCAUCCAUCGUAGUGAAUAAAAUUACAUGAUAUGAGUUUCAUAUCUAUGAAACAUGAUCGAUAUUUAAGGUUGUAAUCCUUUAAAAUGUUAACAUAUGAAUUAAUAAAACUUAAUUUUACUGGA